UGCUGUUAGGUCGGGCCUACCGGCACAGAUUGUCAAUUUCUCCAUUCGGGAGAAAUCACCCAAGUACGCUUUCAACGUAUUGUUCGUUAGUAAAACUCAACAUCGAGCAGGGAUAUUUUGACAAGGCACUAAAAAUGCUUUCCAAACUUGAAGCUCGCCUUCGCAAUACCGACAAGUCCACGUGGACCACCAUCUACUGGGGAAAUUUGUUUUACAAUAUGUCUUUGACAUAUAGAGACCUCGGAUUUCGCGAAGAAGAAGAAAAGUUUGCUCUUCUCUCUCUACAAGCCGAUCGGAAGGGUCUUGAAACCAGCCAUCGUUUCCUGACAUUCUCAGCCGGGCAAUAUGUACAGUCUUUAGAGAGAUCGGUAUUACCUGGCGAUACCUCUAACGCAGUAGCGACAUUUCUCAAGGAUGAACGCUGUCGCCUUGAAUUGAACGUCUUACAUGAACGGUAUUGGGAAGUGUUUUUGAAAAACUCGGCAAUGCGAAUCAGCAUCUUGAUUUUCUGCUGCGCAACUAUCUCCUCCGCCAUUACCGCGUUUGAUAAUAUUGUAGGACUCUACCGCGAGAAUAAGAUCGAUCCAUGGCAGCUGUGGAGCAAGGAGAUGUCUGAUGCUUACUAUGAUGAAGAUCUGAGACUGGGACUCCGUAAAGCGAUAAAAGUACACUCAAGCGUCACCAAGAUCUUCGGUACAUAUUCCAAAUGGUUUCAACCUCAGCAAGAAUUUUUGCAAAAUAAUUUAAUGACCAUUCUAUUGGAAACGCUGCUGCAUGGAAUCGAUAGCGAGGGCGAGAAACAGAACUUGAGGAUGUUAACCGCCCUCUCGAAUGAUCCUUUACAAACAAGCUACGUGGCACUGAGAAAUAAGUACGUUACUAUAUGGCAUGGCGCAUGGUCUGAGAUUGAGAGAAUAUCACUUGCAUAUGAUAUCAACUGUUAUAUUCAGCCGGAGCAUUUGUGCUUCGUCGGGAUAGAAAGCAAAGAGUUGGAGUUGACUGUUCUUAUGAGCGUUACACUCUCCGGAAGUGUCCCUGCAGUUGACCUUGUGAUGAGUAAACAACCCAGUGUUCAUGUUGAGAACUCUAGCGGGGAUACAGCUCUCUUCUAUGCGGCAAGGGGGCAUCAUUUCGACAUAUUUAUCACCCUGCUCAAAGGGUACGAUUGUGAUCAACCACGCCCAAAGAUGGUCUUCGGUCAAACCAGUCUUCUCCAUCUCAUUUCAAGAAAAACCUGGCAAUCACACGCAGAAGCAAAGGAUCGGCAGCAGCGCGCUGCUAUUGAGUUACUGGAUAGAUGUACAGAAGCAGAUUUGGAGAUGAAAGAUGAAGACGGGAAAACGCCAUUGGACAUCGCUCGCGCUGACAAGGUAGUGGGACUUGUUAGGAUAUUCGAAGAUUUCAUUGCUAAGAGGAAGCGAUUUUAAGAAGAAGAAAAUAUGAGAUUGGCUGGAUAUGUUACAAAGCAGGAAUAGUUAUUAUAUUUUGUGUAAUACUAAAGCCGG
Molecule: messenger RNA, 1505 nt
Organism: Hyaloscypha bicolor E
Lineage: Eukaryota; Fungi; Ascomycota; Leotiomycetes; Helotiales; Hyaloscyphaceae
Exons: 1
Coding region: 135-1427 (430 amino acids)
Molecular function (GO): protein binding
Source: RefSeq, a predicted model, not a curated record